CGCAGCUCUCUGAACCGCUCCUCUCCGAACCGCUCUCACGCUCUCUGGUUCAGAGAACGGUUUUUGCUUUGGCUGUGGCUCGAGCGCGAGAAUGUGAGUUAGUAACCAGCCGUAACUUGAGUACGGUGCACCCCAGAACCCAAUAGCUGAACCGCAGGUUCCCGCACUCCGGAACAAUGUCUAAAAAGUACCCGAACCCAGUGACCAAGCACUUCAUCUACAGCGAUAGGACGCGGAAGAGUACCUGCAAAAGGUGCCACUUCGACAUGGCAGGUCGCCACUCCGAGAAUCUGAUGCGGCACCUGAAACGCAAGCACGAGGAUGCCUACAAAACUGUUCUGGACGAGAAGGGAGAAAUCCGUGCGGCACUUGCCCAGCAGCAGGCCAACAAAGACGCAGUCAAUCCGACGAAGAAAGUCCUGUCAUCUAAGUGCCAAUAUCCAUUGACACGAAAGAAGACUUUCAUUACCGAGGACGACGACUCCCAGCUUAGUGCCAUGGAAACCAUGGUGAUGGUGAAUGGUGAACAGACCGGGGACGUGGAUAACAAGAACAACGCUACAGAUAGUCAGUUCGAGGGCGUUUUUAUUGGGAAAUCGGAGAUACCUGACGAGGAGUAUCAGUGGAAAAACUCCGCAAACAUGGAACUGACUACAAGCGAAUCCAGCGUCUGUGUGGCCCCCACUUCCACCACUGCUCGUGCCAAGUCUCCAGGUAGAGCCGCAUCUUCGGCUGCUUUAGACAAUUCUUCAGGCGACGAGGACUACUUCCUCCGCUAUCUCGGCAGCAAAUUGGGCAAAUACUCCGCGCGCACGAAGAACACAGUCCAGUUUCAUAUUAAUCGCAUCCUGUACAAGGCGGACAUGGGUCACUUUGAAGAAACAGAUUCCAGGACGGGCGAUGCCGACGACGCCUCCCCGUAGCGUCUCUAUGCUGUACAUAUGUUUCUUAACGCUUUGCUGUAAAUAAAAAUUAUCUCACGAGUUGUCAAACACCUAAAAAA
Messenger RNA from Drosophila sechellia, 1003 nucleotides. RefSeq lists its product as uncharacterized. The coding region runs from base 177 to 923 and encodes 248 amino acids. Gene Ontology annotation, molecular function: DNA binding. The record is from RefSeq and is a predicted model, not a curated record. The transcript has 2 exons. Lineage: Eukaryota; Metazoa; Arthropoda; Insecta; Diptera; Drosophilidae.